Messenger RNA from Triticum turgidum subsp. durum (durum wheat), 618 nucleotides. Lineage: Eukaryota; Viridiplantae; Streptophyta; Magnoliopsida; Poales; Poaceae. The record is from the annotation of a GenBank genome assembly.
AUGUGCUUGGUGCGGUGCACGGCCAAGCUCGUCCUCUUCGUCUUCUCGUCCUGCGCCGGAAGAUGGCUCGCUGAUCCUGUUACCUUUGACGCUUUUGGAUGCGGGGCAUCGCGCCGCUACUACGCCCAUGGAUGCUUCUGUUGGCAGGUUUGUUAUGAAGAUGACGCCGAGAUGUUGCUCGUGCUCGACGCGCGCAGGAUGGAGUUCUCCGUCGUCGACCUCCCGCCUCCGCCUGGCCCUGAUAUGCGGCAGGUGGCCACUGUGGAGGCAGGAGAAGGAAGGCUUGGGAUGCUUACUAUCGAUCGAAGUAAACGUGGUGCACAUCGUCUCUUGUAUGCCGUACAUUCGUCGAAGGAUGGGAAUGGCGCAAACCAGUGGCAAUCCAAGCCCGCGAUCCCUUUGCCGGAAAAUUAUCGCUAUUGCAUUUGCAUCAGGGGUGUAGCUGGUGGAUACUUACUCCUUACUGGGCGCCCAGAAAACAACAGGGCAAUAGUAGACUAUUUUUCACUGGAUCUCCAGACUUUGCAGGCUGAGUGGUUCUGUCAGACUGGUGAUUAUGUCAUUAUUGGUGACUUGUAUGCCGAUCUCCCACCGUCCUUGUCCCCGCCGACACUUUGA